Populus trichocarpa (black cottonwood) is the source of this 1958-nucleotide messenger RNA. Its product is annotated as rho GTPase-activating protein 2. The record is from RefSeq and is a predicted model, not a curated record. NCBI's taxonomy places the organism in Eukaryota, Viridiplantae, Streptophyta, Magnoliopsida, Malpighiales, Salicaceae. Bases 162 to 1598 code for a protein of 478 amino acids. The transcript has 4 exons. Gene Ontology annotation, molecular function: GTPase activator activity. Gene Ontology annotation, biological process: signal transduction.
GAGAGAGAGUCCUUCUAAAAUUUGAAACGAGUGGCCGUUUGAACUCCAACUUUGUAAGAAAGAGAGAAAGAGCGAGCUUAGAGCUUCAAACUUCAGAAAUAACAAACUCCUUCUUCUCUUCUCUUCUUUUUCUUUCUUUUUCAUAUUUCUCUAUAGCUGAAAUGACAGGUCUUGUAAUGGUGACAAAAGGAGGUGGAUGUGGCGGUGGUGUUGGUGGUAAGGGAACGAAAGGGACGAAAAGGAGUGAAUUACAAGAUCAUCAAGAGCAAGUGCAGAACCAGCAGCUGUCUAUGAUGGCAUUUGUAUUGACAGCUAUAAGGAAAUCUCUUGUGGCUUGCCGCAUUGAAGAUGGAGGAGAUGAUGUCAUCCCAACAAGCAGCACCCUCCAUCACAUGGACAUUGGCUGGCCCACUAACGUUCAACAUAUAACUCAUGUCACUUUUGAUCGCUUCAAUGGCUUUCUGGGUCUUCCUGUUGAGUUUGAGGUUGAGAUCCCUUGUCGAGUCCCAAGUGCUAGUGCCAGUGUGUUUGGUGUCUCAGCAGAAUCAAUGCAAUGUUCUUAUGAUUCGAAAGGAAAUAGUGUUCCCACAAUUCUCUUGCUGAUGCAGGAUAGAUUAUAUUCGCAAGGCGGUCUAAAGGCAGAAGGGAUUUUCCGCAUAAACCCAGAAAAUAGCCAGGAGGAGCAUGUGAGGGACCAGCUGAACAGGGGCAUUGUGCCUGAUGAUAUUGAUGUCCAUUGUUUAGCAGGCCUUAUAAAAGCCUGGUUUAGAGAGCUUCCUUCUGGGGUGCUGGAUGGGCUUUCUCCUGAACAAGUUCUGCAAUGUAACACCGAGGAAGAAUCUGUUGAGCUUGUUAAGCAAUUAAAGCCAACUGAGGCUGCAUUGCUCUCUUGGGCUGUUGGUCUUAUGGCUGAUGUUGUCGAGGAAGAAGAUUCCAAUAAAAUGAAUGCUAGAAAUAUUGCAAUGGUCUUUUCUCCAAACAUGACUCAGAUGUCUGAUCCACUGACAGCAUUGAUGCAUGCUGUACAAGUGAUGAACUUGCUCAAAACCCUAAUCACGAAAACGCUGCGAGACCGUGAAGAGACUUCAGCUGGAGGAUAUUCACCCAUGUCGUCUCAUUCAUCUGGUCACCAAACUGAAACUGAUGAGGAAUUUGACAGUCAGCACGACAUGGAGACCAGCUGUGAGCUGAGACAGGCACCAUCGGACUAUGAUGAUCAUGCCCAUUUCAGCACUGGCAGUGAUGAAGAAGCUGACGACGAUGACAUUGAGUCAUUAAGCGAGGUAGAAGAAAGCUUCUCGAGGCAGUCGGACGAGGAUAAAAAUUCCACUGAUAUGUUUGUGGAGCAACCAGCAAGUUUUUCUGGGUCUAAAAUGGAGUCUGGACUAUCAUUCACUGAUAGCAAAAAUGAAAAUUCCAGUUCUGCCUCGAGUGAUGGAGAAGAUUCAAGGGCAAGUGUGAUAACUGUAGGACAAAAGAUUGACAUCAGAAGCCAAUCCAAAGGAUGGAAAGACACUGAAGAUGAUGAGCAGACGAUUGACAAAUUAGCAGAGGUCAUUUUGACUAAGAAGUCAUCUGGGUCUAGUGAAUCUGUUUGACUGAAGUUUCCCUCAACAUGCUUAGGAAAAUGCUUUGUUUGCAGAUUUUGGUUUGCUCUCUCCGACCAUGGUUGCUUCUGUAAAUUAAUACUGAAUUAAUUCUGUGUGCUUUGCUUGAGCUAGGCUAGGAAGUGUCCAGUUGUGGUGGAUUGUUAAGAGUCAUGAUUCAGCUUUGGGCUGAAUUGUGCUCAUUCUGUCAGUUUCAGCACAGAGCUGAAAACUUUCAAUUUAUGUUUCAUCGGAGUGCAUUUCUAAACUCGGCAAUUUUAGGCUCCUCUGUAACACGUUCUCCAUGUCUAAUUCCGUGUUCUCGGUCCAACAGACAAAAAUCUGAUCCUGAGUGCACUGUUACUUGGUUCA